UGUUUGUUGUAUGAUUAAUAUAUCAUAUUGCUUGAUCUCUUCUUCAUUCUUGAUUUAUUGAUUUGAUCUAAUAAUAUAAUAAUUACAAAGCAGCCCAGUUGGCUUUUCUUGUUUUUCUCUUCAAAGCUUGGAUUUUUCAGCCAACAAAAACCAACCCAGAUCAAUUCUGAAAUCAAUUUGGGAAUUGAAAGAAGAUUCGGAUUCCGAACAGGUUGAAUUCCACCUUUUGAUGUCUUUACAGCAUUCAAGGUUGAGGUUUCUGUUUACAGAAAGGUAGAAGGGUACAAGUAAAGAUCUUGGGGGUGUUGGGAUUUUUCAAGUUUCAAGGUUUAUGGAGAUGGCUGGUGUUCAAGAUCAGUUAGAGGUCAAAUUUAGAUUGACUGAUGGGUCAGAUAUUGGUCCUAAAACCUUCCCUGCUGCUACCAGUAUUGCAACCUUGAAAGAAAGCGUUCUUGCACAAUGGCCUAAAGAGAAGGAGAAUGGUCCAAGGACAGUGAAAGAUGUUAAGUUAAUUAGUGCUGGAAAAAUAUUAGAGAACAGAAAAACACUGGGGGAGUGCCAAAGUCCUCUCUGCGAUAUUCCCGGUGGGUUGACGACGAUGCAUGUUGUCGUUCAACCUCCGACGGAGAAAGAGAAGAAGGCAACAAAUCACGCACAGCAAAACAAAUGUGUUUGUGCCAUAUUAUAAUCCACAGUUCGCCGAGGGGAUGACAUCAUUUUCAGAUGAGGAGUCCUUGAGCUGGCAUAGAAAAUCAAGUUGGGGACUUCUCCGAUUGAUGAAGGCGGUCUGCAUCUUGCAGAUUUUUCAUAUAGGUCGGAUUUUUUGCUUCUGUUUUACGCCUUAUUUGUUAAGCCGAUCACCAUCCGUUCACUUUUUCAUGUUUCAAGUUAUUGAACCGCAGAUUGUGUCCCAUUUUGUCAUACCAAAUGCAUUGUGUGUUUCCAAUUCGUCUUUUGUACGAUAUCAUCUUUGAUCCAGUAAUUGAACUCAUGUUGGUUGUCAUACUUUUACCGAUGAUAUAGAUUCAUGUCUCAUAGU
Molecule: messenger RNA, 1039 nt
Organism: Hibiscus syriacus
Lineage: Eukaryota; Viridiplantae; Streptophyta; Magnoliopsida; Malvales; Malvaceae
Product: membrane-anchored ubiquitin-fold protein 1-like
Exons: 5
Coding region: 332-688 (118 amino acids)
Source: RefSeq, a predicted model, not a curated record